Entelurus aequoreus (snake pipefish) is the source of this 483-nucleotide messenger RNA. RefSeq names its product trace amine-associated receptor 2-like. Gene Ontology annotation, biological process: adenylate cyclase-activating adrenergic receptor signaling pathway. The coding region runs from base 1 to 483 and encodes 160 amino acids. Lineage: Eukaryota; Metazoa; Chordata; Actinopteri; Syngnathiformes; Syngnathidae. Gene Ontology annotation, molecular function: G protein-coupled receptor activity. The transcript is spliced from 3 exons. Gene Ontology annotation, cellular component: membrane. The record is from RefSeq and is a predicted model, not a curated record.
AUGGCACCAGAAGGCAAAAACAACACAACUGAAGUUAUAAUUUCCUGUCAACCAUAUGUUUCCUGCGAUUUACUGAGAUUAUUCCCUUACUUGAUAUGUGUUGUCAUCAUAUGUGGAAACCUCCUCAUACUCAUGUCUGUCAUUUAUUUCAAGCAGCUUCACACUCCUACUAACUAUCUCAUUCUCUCUCUGGCUGUGUCGGACUUACUUGUUGGUCUUUUUAUCAUUCCUCUCAGCAGACAAUUCACGCAGAAACAGGCACGCAGCAUCCAAAACAGAACCUAUCCCAGCAGGACGCCAGGAGCAACUGUCAGGAAGAUGGAGAGAAAGGCCACUAAAACUCUGGCUAUAGUUAUGAGCGCCUUCUUACUCUGUUGCAGUCCUUUCUUUAUAUUCAUUAUGAUAUCUUUUAUCAGCAAGGUGUCAGUGAGAUUUGAGGGAGCUGAAGUUCUUUCCUGGCUGCUGGUACAGGUCUGCUUUUAA